Messenger RNA from Ambispora gerdemannii, 795 nucleotides. Lineage: Eukaryota; Fungi; Glomeromycota; Glomeromycetes; Archaeosporales; Ambisporaceae. The record is from the annotation of a GenBank genome assembly.
AUGACCGGUCGACGUUUUUACGAGAAAUCCAAGCGUUACAAUCUUCUCUUUAAACUCACGUUUCUGUCUGUAUUUGUCGCGAUCGCUAUACACAGUUUAUUUGCUUUCUUGUUGUUGAAAGAGGAGACAAACGAACGGCCGGAUUUCCUCGCCUAUGUUAUACAAGUGUUGGUUUGCAUGGUGAUUGGAAUGAUGGGAUUUCUUUAUGCGUUUACGCCGGUUCUAAAGAGUUUACAUCGCGUUAAUGCCAGCAAUAAUACGAUCGUUACUAUUAUCAUGAAUAAAACUACACAAUCUCCGCCUUCGUCUCCACGUCCUCUUCAUUAUUAUCAAACCGAUGCUGGACGAAAUAGUAGCAUUGUUACAGCAAAUAACAACAAUAGACAUAGUGGCAAUAGAACUAAUAGCAUAAAUAUGAGAAAUAGAAGUAACAGCGACACGAGCAACUCCACUGCUACCACAUCCCGUCUGCUAAAUCCCCAAAAUGCAGCAGUCGGAAUCUGGUAUAUGACUAUGAUCGGAAUACUCGCGAUUCUAUUCGCUACUUUCUACGCCGUAAUAUUCGGACUGGAUAAAGACCGAUUACCCUAUCUUCCUAUUUGCAGCGCCUUCGAUUUUCUAUUACGCACGGGUGUGCUGAUGGUUUAUGGAGUGCCGCCGUCGAAACGCGUGUUGGCGAUGUUGAUGGGCCAGAUGGUUGAUGUUGAUGAAAUCAUCGAGAGUGGCGAUGAUUACUUUGACUACGAGUGUGAUGAUGAGCAAGGGAUUAACGGUAGAAUUUUACAGACUUUGUAG